Aspergillus fischeri NRRL 181 is the source of this 3258-nucleotide messenger RNA. RefSeq lists its product as uncharacterized. Gene Ontology annotation, molecular function: aspartic-type endopeptidase activity; protein binding. Gene Ontology annotation, biological process: nucleoside metabolic process; proteolysis. The transcript is spliced from 5 exons. The record is from RefSeq and is a predicted model, not a curated record. Lineage: Eukaryota; Fungi; Ascomycota; Eurotiomycetes; Eurotiales; Aspergillaceae. Bases 1 to 3258 code for a protein of 1085 amino acids.
AUGGUAGGCAUUGGAGGAGGCGCCCCGACGCUAGAAAGGGACAUUAGACUUGGCGAUGUGGUCGUCAGUACACCGCACAAUGGGUUGGGCGGCGUGGUACAAUACGACAUCGGAAAACUUUUACCUGGUGGUCGGUUCAAACAAACAGGUCAGCUGAACGCUCCUCCAGAAGUAUUGCUUGGGGUGCUUCCAGAGCUGCAACGCCGUCAAAACGAUCCUCGGAAGCCUGACCGACUGGCCGAGCAUCUGCAGCGAAUGGAAGACAUGCGGGACUAUCAACGCCCGAACCACGAUCGGUUGUAUCGUACCGACUACAGCCAUCAGGGCGGCGGGAAGAAUUGCGACCUGUGUGGAACAGAUAAAUUGGUACAGCGCCCAGAGCGUCAGGGUCGCCGUGCAGUUACCCUUCAUUAUGGGACAAUUGCUUCCGGCAACUCUGUCAUCGAGGACGCGAUGGCGCGAGACAGGUACGCCAAUGAUCCCGAGUUGAAUAUUCUGUGUUUUGAGAUGGAAGCGGCGGGCUUGAUGAACAAUUUGCCUUGCCUUAUUAUCCGAGGUGUCUGCGAUUAUUCGGAUUCGCACAAGAACGAUGACUGGCACAAAUACGCGGCGCUCACAGCGGCGGCAUACGCUAGAGAAUUGCUUCUCGUUCUGAAGCCCACCAAGGUCGAUGUCAUGCCUCCAUGGGUUGCUAAAUUGGAUGAUGUCGCCGAAACUGUGGUCAGGACAAACGCCAUGGUAGAAAGCCUACAGCAACGGCAACGAGUUCGAGAGCAUCAAGCCAUACUUGACUGGCUUACUCCCAUUGAUUAUUCCUCUCAGCAAGAUGAUUUCAUCGCCAGGCGACAAGAAGGGACCGGGGAAUGGCUAUUAAGCUCAAAUGAAUUCAAACUUUGGCUCGAAAAAAGCAACCUGACGCUUUUUUGCCCAGGCAUACCGGGAGCGGGCAAGACAAUAAUCACUUCUAUCGUUAUCAACCACCUCCAUAACGAGUUUCGAAAUGACCCUACCAUCGGCAUUGCAUACCUAUAUUGUAACUACCGGCAACAGCACGAGCAAAAGCCCAUUGGAUUGGUCCUCAGCUUGCUGAAGCAGUUGCUUCAGGAACAGCGCUCCAUACCUGAAGGUGUUAGGAACCUUUACAUGUACCAUAGCCCAAAGAAAACUCGCCCUUUACCUGAUGAAAUCUUAAAGGAGCUCCACUCUGUCACUGCUUCUUAUUCAAGGGUCUUCAUCUUAGUUGAUGCGUUAGAUGAAUGCGGAAUUUCCGAUGAAGGAUGCAGUAUUUUCCUGUCACAUAUCUUCAGUCUUCAGGCCAAGUCCAGGGCAAAUAUCUUCGCAACCUCGCGGUUCAUCCGGACCAUCGAAAACGAGUUCGAGGGAAGAAGUAUACAACGCGAGAUUCGUGCCAGUUACUCAGACGUGCAGAAGUAUCUUACAGGAAGGCUGGAGAAUUUCCGACCAAUGGUCUCAAAGGACCCGUCUCUCCAGGGAGAAAUCAAGAGUAGGAUUGCAAAGGCAGUUAACGGAAUGUUUCUCCUUGCACGGCUCUACGUCGAUUCUCUAGCCUAUAAGACAACACCUAAGGCUAUAAGACUUGCCCUGAAUGAUCUGGAGAUAGAUUCAACAACCACAAGCGACAGCAGGAAAUCUAGAGCUCUAGAUCGCGCUUAUACGCAAGCUAUGGAUCGAAUUAAUGCUCAGGCGGCAGAACUCAAAGAACUUGCCCGACAGGUCCUAUCAUGGAUCACCUGCGCCAAAAGGGCCUUAACUUCUUCGGAGCUCCAACAUGCUCUAGCGGUUGAGGUUAGUGAGCCUAGGCUCGAUAGAGAGAAUAUCCCUUAUAUCGAAGAUAUGGUGUCCGUAUGCGCUGGAUUGGUCACUGUUGACAAAGAAAGUGACAUCGUCCGCUUAGUCCACUAUACAACACAGGAAUACUUUGAGCGGACCUCUAGUACGUGGUUUCCUAAUGCUCACGCCGAUAUCACGAAAACAUGCGUUACCUACCUGUCGUUUGAUAUUUUUGGAACUGGUCCCAGUCCGUCCGAGACGGAUUUUAAGGCAAGAGUACAGUCGAACAUUCUCUAUCCCUAUGCUGCACAAAAUUGGGGAGACCAUGCGCGCAUAUCUUCAAUUGGGGCGGAAACGUUAAUUCUAGAUUUUCUUGAGAGUGAGACUAAAGUAUCAGCCUGCAUCCAGGCUAUGACUGCACGUCGAGGUUACUUGGACUAUAAUUCAACGCAGAUAACUGGAAUACACUUAGCAGCAUUCUUCGGACUGCAGGAAUCAAUGACAGCUUUACUCGAUAGGAAGCAUGACCCAAACUGCAUGGACAUCGCAUAUCGGACAACACUAUCAUGGGCUGUGUGGAACAGGCAUAAGGGGGUAGUGAAGGUGCUUCUUGACAGGGGUGCCGACAUUGAGUCCAAGGACAAGAUUAAUGGUCAGACGCCGCUUUUAUUGGCUGUGAGGAAUAGACAUGAGGGGGCAGUGAAGCUGCUGCUUGACAAGGGUGCCAACAUUGAGUCUAACGAUAUUUUUGGCCAGACGCCACUGUCAUGGGCUGCAGAGAAGGGGCAUGAGGAGAUAGUGAAGCUGCUUCUUGGCAGGGGUGCCGACAUCGAGUCCAAGGACAAGAUUGAUGGUCAGACGCCACUGUUAUCAGCUGCACAGAAGGGGCAUGAGGAGAUAGUGAAGCUACUGCUUGACAAGGGGGCUGAUUUUACAGUUGUUGAUUCUUGUAAUAGCGACAGGACUGUCAUGUCUUGGGCGAUGGAGCAUCGGUUGAGAACUAUUGCCGGACUCCUGAUAAACAAAGGCGAUGAGGUUGACCAGAGCGACAAGUACGGUAGGAAAGUGAUUUCUUGGGCAGCCGCACAUGGCCACAGCGAUAUCGUCAAGUUGCUGCUUGAUAAGGGUGUUGACUGUGCGGAGGAAGGGCAUCCUGGUGGAUCUCCUUUGUGGUGGGCAACAGAGAAUGGACAUUCACAUAUUAUCAAGCUCCUGAUAGGUCUUCGGCUGCAGAUGCAGGGAAUGGUGGUGCGGCUCGACGCAAUGAAUCUUGACGGCGCCAAGGCCAUUCUGUGCCAUGCGUUCAGCAUUAACCUCGAGUGGGCGUCGACAGCCGAGGAGAUGAGGCCGACGGGGUUCUACAUCGGGAUGGACAAGAUGGUGAGGCGGUUCAAGUGGACGUGGACGAUCUGUGCGGUUCUGUCGGGUGGUAAACUAGCUGAUGUAUGCAGAAACGAGGUAGGCUGA